This is a messenger RNA of Talpa occidentalis (Iberian mole), 4706 nucleotides long. RefSeq names its product calcium homeostasis modulator protein 6-like. Lineage: Eukaryota; Metazoa; Chordata; Mammalia; Eulipotyphla; Talpidae. The coding region runs from base 3574 to 4566 and encodes 330 amino acids. The transcript has 2 exons. The record is from RefSeq and is a predicted model, not a curated record. Gene Ontology annotation, molecular function: monoatomic cation channel activity.
ACCUGUCUUUUUCUAAGUUUACUUGUUAAUUUUGUUAUCUAAAAUUGUGUGUUACACAUGGUAGAUACUUAAAAGACAUAUGAAUCUUAAUUUGAUUUUUCUCUCAUAGAUGGGUGUUGGGGCUAGGAUAGGUACUUUGCUAGAAUCUAUUUUUUUUUCUUUUUUUCUUUGCUAAAAUCUAGACAUAGUAUUCCAAGCAGUGUCAUAUUUGAAUUAGUUUGAAUUCUCAUGAAGUUUACAGAGAAUGUUAGAGAACUCAAUAUUUCAUUUGAUUUGACUGUGAGAACUUUCAGAUUCACAGUGUGAAUAUCUAUUUCCUUCAAGAAUUCUUCCUGUUUUUGCAGGAAAUGUUUGUGGUUUCUGAGACCCAUAUCUGGAGCUGAUGAUGGUUAUAAGCAGAAACCUAGUACUAAAAUUAGAAAAAAACCAUAAUCAUUAUUUCUUCAAUGUGCUUAACAUUGAACUCAUUACUUGGAAGCUAAAGUAGUAAAUUGGUGUAAAAUUAUAGAUUUCCAAAAGUGUAAAGAUCUUUCAAAGGCUGUCUAGUCUACUCUCAGAUAAAAUUCUCAAAUUCUAUUGAUACCAAUAGUGCAUUAUUCUAUUUCCACUAAAGGCUGAAGUUUUGAGUAAUGUCUUUUCAGAAAGGAGUGGCUAUAAAGGACUGGGCAAUCUCCAGAAUGGCUCCAGACAUGAUGGAUGUGGAUGGCAAGGUAUUAGACUCAGCUGAAGGUUCUAGGAGAAAAUCCAUGCUGGCAGGCAGAACUCAAACUCUCACAGUUAUGGAAAAACUGGUAGUAAGUACAGAAUAAUGAUCCAUUUCAGGGAGAUCCAUGACUGAGGAGCACAUGGUAGCAAAUCCAAGAUGUCUUGUUUGGAGAUAUAAGUUGAUAGGAAAAUAGAUCAGGAUAGAACUCAGUCUCUAACGAGCUUCAGGGUUAGGACUGUAAACUACAUAGCCUGGUCUACAAAGUCCCUAAAGCUAAUCUUCACCUGCAGCUCUGUGCUCAUGCUGUGCCUCCCAUCUUCCUUCUCACCCUCAAUUCUUCCGUCACUAGUUUUCUUUCCAGUGACAGAAUACCAACUUCCUUGGCACCCCAGAGUCUUUGUCAUUCAGAUGUUGGCUUAAAUAUCAUCUGUUCAUGGAGACGUUUUCAGAACACUCUCUACCAUAUGAUUCCAUUUUAGUUAUCUGCAGAAGCUUCAGAGCUUUGGCCUCAUUAUCUGUACCCUCUCCACUACAAUCUAAACUCAGUGAGAGUGGGACGUCUGUGUGGUUCCUUGUGGUAUCCAAUAUCAGGUCCUAGCAUAUUCUUUUUUUUUUAAGAUUUGUUUAUACAAGAACUGGGGUACAGGCCAGAUGUGGCGGAGGGUGAGAGGAUCCACGAGAGACAGAGUGGGGAACAGAACAGGCAGACUGACGAAAUACACUGCUGAGGGGAGCAGCGGGUGAGACAAGAGAGGCCUGCCGCACCAUCCGGGACCCUCGCCGGCCAGCCGGAUCAAACCGGCGCUGCACAGGCUGUGGACAGCUUCACAGCGCGGCCCUCAACCGCCUGCGCCAUCAGGGAGGCCCAAGACCUAGCAUAUUCUAAGUGCUUAUUAAACAUUAAAAUGAAUGAAUAAACAGACUAAUAGAUUAAAAAAUGAAUUAUUCUAAUUGAGGGAGGCAAUUGACAAGGUAAUAGUAUCUAUAAUUAAAAAAUUUGAAACCAAACCCUUAACUAAAAUCAAUAACAGGGCUGAUGAGAAGGCAGUCACCAGAUGCAAGUGUUUUAAUAAAUGAAGAGCAUGAACACAAAUGGCAGGAGUAGAGUCGGGGAGGAAGUGAUGGUCAAUAGCUUGAGCCUUACUGGAGGAUGAAGUAUUAGAGGGUGGUGGAAAAGCUAGUUUGAAUGAGUGUUGGGGAGAUGCCAGUCCUCCCUCCUGUUUUGAGAACUAGGGAGACUAAAAAUUCAUCAGGAGGCUUCAGUUAAAGGAGAUUUGAAUAAAGCUGUCUGCACAAAGGUUGUAGAUACAGUGGGAUUGGUUUGUGAUGGUAUAUGGACAGUGUGGAGGGGAGGCAAUGGUAUAGAGGAAUGGGAUGGUGUGAAGAAGGACCCACCAGUAAGAGGAAGAGUCUUCUGAAGGACAGGGAACGAAAGUUUUGGGUUUGUUUGUUUGUUUGUUUUUUGAGAUGUAGGAUCAUAGCGAUGAUAGUCACAGAAAUGACUGGCCUCAGACAUGCAAUUUUGUCCCAAGUCUUUGAGGAGUAUCUUGUGAAACACACAGAGACACAUGCACACAGGCACAAUGCACCUGAUGCCAAAGCCUUUGUUCUUUCAAGUGCAUGGAACCACAGAGUAAGUUUCAGUUUACGUUAGCCAGAUGUAGCUGCCAUUAAUUUUUCUUGAUUCAGUAAGUGAACGAUCAUGUAUUCCCCCCAACCCCCAAUAACUUACUAGUCACUGGGUAAGAAUUUAACUCUCCUCCAGGUACUAACAGUGUUAUAACAUACCUGAGCAGCAAAAGGCAGAAGUGAUAUUAUUUAGCUUAUGAACAAAAAACAAAGUUUGUCAUUGAUCAUUUCCUGCAAUAGAGGAAACUGGCGUUUCCAGCUUGCACAGUGAAAAGUAUUGUUUCCAUUGGAUUGGUGCACUGGGUCAGGAACAGUAGGAAAGACCCCAGUUUGCAGUUUGGUGGACACAAAUGAAACAAUGGAGGAAGGUCUGAAUUCCUAAAUCCAGAGUGCAAGUGUAACAGAGGGGUCCCCAGGACAAGGGGAGGUUCUAGGUUCCCUGCCCCACCCAAAGGAGGGUGGAACUGAGUAGAGAGGAGAAGAAGCUGGACAGGAGACUGAAUGGGAAGCAGAUGGAGAGCCAGAAGGUGACCUGAAGAAAGCGUAAGGAGCAGAGAGACAGGUGAAAAAAAUGUACUUGCUUUUUGGUUCUGGAUUGGAUGAAAGAGACAUGGGUGAGAGACCCAUGGGGAGGUUAACACUGGCAGCUUUUAUCUUGAUUUUGAUUUUGUUCUUUUCCUCUUAGACUUGUCUGACUACGUAGUUUCUGACCCUUUUCUAUGCGUCCCUGCCAGAAAGUGCUUUAGACUUGUACACAACUGUCGGUCUUGCUUUGGACCAAAUCUAUUUGGUGGGACAUUUACCCACAAGGGAAUGGGUGACUUUGGUUGCUUGAUUUGGAAACUACCUUCUUUGUCUUUUCUGUAUUGCACACUAAUUGUAUUAAAAUUCCUUUCCAUUAAAGAUCUAUAUGUGUUGUCUUGAUGCAGUGGACUGCAGAACCUAUUUUAGGAUAGACGGGUUUGGGGGUUCUGGUGUGCCCCUCUCCCUGCCGUGUAAGUCAAGGUCAUCUGUGGCAUCUUCUUGUAAAAAUGGGUGGCUACUGGGGAAGUCAAGCAUGUAUGCUUGAUUGUUUGUCUGCCAGAGCUGAUUUGGUUGCAAAAAGAAAUCGAAACCUUGUGAAGCCCUCUUCUCUUUCAGAAAGUUGUUUUUGCUAAGAACAGGAAAUCCCAGCCCCCGGCCCACCCAAACCACUGCUGAAGCAGCAAAGAGGCAGAAGCACCCAGGUCUGACUUGAAAUGGCAACCAGGUCUGACUUGGUUAAGAUCAUCCUGGAGAAGUUUUCCACAUUACUCAAGCACCGCAGCAAGCUGGAAUAUGGCUUGGUGAGCCUGCUGACUGCAGGCGGAGAGAGCAUAUUCUCCACUGCAAUAUUCCAGUGCCCCUGCAACACCACCUGGAACCUGCCCUUUGGCUUGAUCUUCCUGCUGAUGCCGGCGCUGGCCCUUUUCCUCCUGGGCUUCGUGCUGAACACACGCACCUGGCGCCUGGUAACCGGCUGCUGGUGCUGCUGCUGCUGCUGCAAGGGGAGAGGCAACCAGUCGUUUACCUGUGGGUACCAAUGCUUUGUGGAGAUCAGGUCGAUCUGCAUCAGCGCCUUGGUUGCCCCCCUCACCUGGGUGGCUGUGGGGCUGCUCUGGGGCACUUUCUACGAGUGCUUUGCCAGCGGUAGCUCCUUCAUAGUGGGGAUCAUGUGCGUCGGCCGCAAAGACAACUGCGCCACAUUGAUGCCCAAGUUGCCCUGUCUGCAGGACCGAGAGCCAGACCUGCAGGACCUCCUGAGGGAGCUCAGGUCCCAAUCACAGGUGGCUGGCUGGAUCCUCAUAGCUGUGGUUAUCCUCAUUCUUAUGAUUGUUAAAUGUUUUACCUAUUGCCUAUCUCCAGUUAGUUUUAUGCAGCUGGAAUUUAAGAAAAUCUAUGAGAAGCAGGAACAGAAGAUCCUUACAAAAGAAUCCAGAGACAAUGCAACUGAAUUGGCAAAUAAGAAUGUUAAAUGUUUCUUUGAAGGCUCAUGUCCAGAUCACAACAGUCCAAGUGCUGAAGACUGGCAGCAGAUUUCAUCACUCUAUACUUUCAAUUCAGAGGAGCCAUACUAUAGCACGUUGCACAAACAUGUUAACAUAAGAGAGAAGGGUGACAGCUUUUCUGAAGGAAAUGCAGAGGUUUCUACUUUUAACAUUGUAGAGGUACAACAAUGUAUGACCUUAAGACAACAAUGUAUUAACUUAUGAAUGGAUGGGGAAAAAGUUCUUUUGUGUUUCAUUACAAAAACAUUCUGUUUUGUUGAUGACUGCUUUUUUUUUCAAAGGCUUCCAAACUGUGGAAACAUAAUUUUAUAUUUGAAAUAAAAAUUUAGAAUUUUACCAGGCAU